AUGGCCCGAAGACCCCGGCACAGCAUAUACAGUAGCGAUGAGGACGAUGAAGACAUUGAGAUGUGUGACCAUGACUAUGACGGGCUGCUUCCCAAAUCUGGAAAGCGUCACUUGGGGAAAACUAGGUGGACCAGGGAAGAGGAUGAAAAGUUGAAGAAGCUGGUGGAGCAGAACGGAACGGAUGACUGGAAGGUGAUUGCCAAUUAUCUGCCGAACCGGACCGAUGUGCAGUGCCAACACCGGUGGCAGAAGGUGUUAAACCCCGAACUCAUCAAGGGUCCCUGGACCAAGGAGGAAGAUCAGAGAGUGAUAGAGCUCGUCCAGAAAUACGGCCCGAAACGUUGGUCUGUUAUUGCCAAACACUUAAAAGGGAGGAUCGGAAAACAAUGUAGGGAGAGGUGGCAUAACCACCUGAAUCCAGAAGUUAAGAAAACCUCCUGGACAGAAGAGGAAGACAGAAUUAUUUACCAGGCACACAAGAGACUGGGGAACAGAUGGGCAGAAAUUGCAAAGCUGCUGCCUGGACGGACUGACAAUGCCAUCAAGAAUCACUGGAAUUCCACCAUGCGGCGCAAGGUGGAACAGGAAGGCUACCUGCAGGAGCCUUCAAAAGCCAGCCAGCCCCCGGUGGCCACUGGCUUCCAGAAGAACAAUCACCUGAUGGGUUUUGCUCAGGCCCCACCUUCAUCGCAGCUCUCCCCAACUGGCCAGCCUUCAGUUAACAGCGAUUAUCCCUACUACCACAUCUCUGAGGCACAGAAUGUGUCCAGUCACGUUCCAUAUCCUGUAGCAUUGCAUGUAAAUAUCGUCAAUGUCCCUCAACCAGCUGCUGCAGCCAUACAGAGACACUAUAACGAUGAAGACCCCGAGAAAGAAAAGCGGAUAAAGGAAUUAGAGCUGCUGCUGAUGUCAACCGAGAAUGAGCUGAAAGGACAGCAAGCGUUACCGACACAGACCCACACUUGCAGCUAUCCUGGGUGGCACAGUACCUCCAUUGUGGACCAGAGCAGACCUCAUGGAGACAGUGCACCUGUUUCCUGUUUGGGAGAACACCGCUCCACUCCUUCCCUGCCUGCAGAUCCUGGCUCUCUACCUGAGGAAAGCGCCUCGCCAGCCAGGUGCAUGAUCGUCCACCAGGGCACCAUUCUGGAUAAUGUUAAGAACCUCUUAGAAUUUGCAGAAACACUCCAAUUUAUAGAUUCUGACUCUUCAUGGUGUGAUCUCAGCAGUUUUGCAUUCUCUGAAGAAGAAGCAGCUUUUUCACGUAGCCAGCAGCACACAGGCAAAGCCUUCCAGCUUCAGCAAAGAGAGGGCCAUGGGACUAGACCUACAGGAGAGCCUGGCCUGAGGGCGAACAGCCCAGUGCUGAGCCCGGAGGCUUCCCCUGGCCCAGCCAAAGCCUUACCUCCUGCGAGGCACAGCAUGGUUCCACUGGUCAUCCUUCGAAAAAAGCGGGGCCAGGCCAGCCCCUUAGCCGCGGGAGACUCGAGCUCCUUCCCUUCUGCUGACCUCAGCAGCCCAAAUCCCAAGCGGUCCCCUGUCAGAGGCUUACCCUUCUCUCCCUCGCAGUUCUUGAACACUUCCAGCAACCAUGAAAACUCAGGCUUAGAUGUGCCUACUUUAACCUCCACCCCUCUCAGCGGUCACAAGCUGACACCAUGUCAUAGAGACCAGACUGUGAAAACCCAGAAGGAAAAUUCCAACUUUAGAACGCCAGCUAUCAAAAGGUCAAUCCUUGAAAGCUCUCCGAGAACCCCCACACCAUUCAAACAUGCCCUUGCCGCUCAAGAAAUUAAAUACGGUCCCCUGAAGAUGCUACCUCAGACACCCUCUCACUUAGUAGAAGACCUACAGGAUGUGAUCAAGCAAGAAUCCGACGAAUCUGGAAUUGUUGCUGAGUUUCAAGAGAAUGGAGCCCCACUACUGAAGAAGAUCAAACAGGAGGUGGAGUCACCCACGGAUAAAGCCGGAAACUUCUUCUGCUCAAACCAGUGGGAAGGGAACAGUCUGAGUGCCCAGCUGUUCACUCAGGCGUCUCCCGUGGCAGAUGCCCCAAAUAUUCUUACCAGCUCUGUUUUAAUGACAUCAGUGUCUGAAGACGAAGACAAUGUUCUCAGAGCAUUUACAGCACCUAAAAACAGGCCCUUGGUGGGUCCCUUGCAGCCCUGCAGUGGUGCCUGGGAACCAGCCUCCUGUGGGAAGACAGAGGAUCAGAUGACGGCCUCUGGUCAGCCUCGAAAAUAUGUGAACGCAUUCUCGGCUCGGACUCUGGUCAUGUGA
Messenger RNA from Arvicola amphibius (Eurasian water vole), 2280 nucleotides. It is a transcript of the gene Myb, whose product is annotated as MYB proto-oncogene, transcription factor. Gene Ontology annotation, biological process: regulation of DNA-templated transcription. The record is from RefSeq and is a predicted model, not a curated record. Lineage: Eukaryota; Metazoa; Chordata; Mammalia; Rodentia; Cricetidae. The transcript is spliced from 16 exons. The coding region runs from base 1 to 2280 and encodes 759 amino acids. Gene Ontology annotation, molecular function: DNA-binding transcription factor activity, RNA polymerase II-specific; RNA polymerase II cis-regulatory region sequence-specific DNA binding. Gene Ontology annotation, cellular component: nucleus.